AUGCGGCUCUUCGCGACCAGGCAUUUCGCCAUUUUUCUCCUCUUCUGCACGCUCGGUGCGCUAGCGGGACCGCCCGGGAAUGCUGAACUGAACGAGUUCGCUGAAUUUGAGGACGACGAGGUCGAGAUCCCGAAGCCACCAUCACAGCAAGAAAAGCCAAAAGUCGAGGAACCGGUGAAGGAAGAAAAACAACAGCAACAACAGCAGAAACCGGUGACUACUGACGAUGAUGACGAUGACGAUUUCGGUGUUGUCGAAGAAACAGAGGAGAACGAGCAGCAAACCAACCAGGAAACACCAAGCCAGCCAGAGCCGCUGAAAUUCGCCGAUGUGCCUGCACAUUUCCGAUCGAAUUGGGCCUCGUAUCAAGUGGAAGCGGUAGUGAUGCUCAUUUUGGCGCUCUACCUUCUCAACUACAUCUUCGGUCGAGCCACCAACCAAAAUCUCGCCUACAAUUGGUUUGCCGCGCACAAGGCCGCUUUGGAACAACAAUUCGCUGUGGUUGGUGACGAUGGAUUGUCGGAGACGCCAUCUGAGGGAAAUCUCACAAAAGACACUGAUUGCUCAUUCUCAAUUUGGUGCUCUGGACGUGUCGGUGUCUCGGGACUCUUGAUUCAAAUGAGAACCAUGAAAAGGCAAGACUUGGUGAGCCGAGUGAUUGGACUCUUCUCACCGCAAACCGACAAAAUCACAUUCAAGUUUGACUUUGACCAAAACGAGAUCGACUCUUGGGUGCUAGCCGUUGGACAGAAGAAACACGUCGCUAAACAGCAUAAAGAGCUGGCCGAUCUCUCCACGUACGCAAGUGAGAAGAAAAGUGGAUCGUUCCAAGGAUUGCCAGCAAGUUGGGGACUCUUCUCCGAGCUGAACGAGGCCGCUUUGGGAGUGCUUGACCCCGGUGUGUUGACCCUUCUGCGAAAGUACGAGCAACGAAUCCAUUCCAUUCACAUCACCGAUCAAUUCUGUGGCCAAAAGCUUGCUGAGGGAGAGACUUACACCCGUCUGCCGGACGUUUCACGUGUCGCAAUCUUCUCCUUCGAACUCCGUGAUGGCAAUGACGAGGUGCAUGAAGAGGAUGACGAAUUGAUCUCGUUGAUGUUCUACCUGUUGGACAAAGCACGACGAUUCCGGCUGUCACGUGAGGGAAAAGUGAAAACCGAGAAGAACCGGCAAACGGUGGAGGAGAGUUUCUUGAAGACAACUCAUCUACAGCGACAGGAAGCCGCUCAAGCUAGGCGCGAGGAAAGGACACGCGAAAGGAAGCAACGACUAUUGGAGGAGGAAGACCCAGAAAAGCAGCGACGCUUGGAGAAAUUGGAGGCGAAACACGAUCGCAAGAUGAAGCCAAAGAUGAAACAGUUGAAAAUUCGU
Messenger RNA from Mesorhabditis belari, 1371 nucleotides. NCBI's taxonomy places the organism in Eukaryota, Metazoa, Nematoda, Chromadorea, Rhabditida, Rhabditidae. The record is from the annotation of a GenBank genome assembly.